Molecule: messenger RNA, 4377 nt
Organism: Mesorhabditis belari
Lineage: Eukaryota; Metazoa; Nematoda; Chromadorea; Rhabditida; Rhabditidae
Source: the annotation of a GenBank genome assembly
AUGCCUUCCAUGAUGAAUACGAAAUGGCCGCCGCUUCCAGAUGCACUAAUUUAUUUGAUUUUGUUAGCACUUUAUUUUCGGGUCUUCCAACGGGUUACCAUGCUCUUACCAGAAUCCACGGGUCGAAGAUAUUCUUUUGAAGUCCCAAUAGGCUCAACUGGUUCAAGUCGGAAAAUCAGAUCAGCAAACGAGGAUACUCCUUCAAAAUUUGGACCACUUCGCAUACAUAUCCAUUAUGAUGACAGUGUUUUAAGAUUACCUCCGGAUAAACAAAUUUAUGUGAACUCAUCCCUUUUACCAGAAGCAGCCGGUUUUUGGGAGAACACAUUAAAUGUACGUAAACUCGAAGGAGCGAUCAAAUUGCGGAGAAAAUGUUUAACCCAACACUAUUAUUUUAAACCGGAUAAGAAAACGAUUGCUUGUGAAGUGGGAUGUAAAGAGAAGACGACUUGUGGCGAAGCGCUGAUUCCAAACGAACAUCUUUGGAAUGUCAAUUCUGCUCAAAGCCAGACGCUUGCGCUACACUCGGAGUUUCCGGCGAUGGAGUUGAAAACGCUGAUUUCGUGCUUUACGUCUCAGCGAUACACACAAAAAAGAUGUGACAAUGCGGACACACUUUCUUAUGCAGCGCAUUGUCAACAAGAGACGGAUUACGAUAGACCAAUAGCUGGCCAUGUGAAUCUCUGUCCAUCAGCGCUUUCUACCCAUAAACAUGAUAAAGAGCUUUUAAUAUCAACUGUGAAGCACGAAAUGGUACAUGCACUUGGAUUUUCCGCUGGUUUAUUUGCUUUCUUUCGCGAUGAAACCGGUCAACCGAGAACGAAACGAAAUCGUUAUGGAAAGCCCCUGACAUUGAAUCGUGAAUCUGGCUAUUAUAAUUGGGAUGAAAGCACGAUUCGAACGGUGCUUCGAGAGAAUUGGUGGACAGCACAAGGAAAUAUCAUACAUCCAGUUCAUAUAAUGGUGACACCAAAAGUACAAGAAGAGGCAAGGAAACAUUUCGGCUGUGAUAGUUUGGAAGGAGCUGAGCUUGAAAAUCAAGGUGGUGAGGGAACAGCACUCACUCAUUGGGAAAAAAGGCUCUUCGAGAAUGAAGCAAUGACUGGCACGCAUACGCAAAAUCCCGUUUACUCUCGUAUCACAUUAGCUUUAUUGGAGGACUCUGGAUGGUAUAAACCAAAUUACAAUAUUGCUGAGCAGCUGCAUUGGGGGCACAAUUUAGGGUGCGAUUUUGCGACGAAAAGUUGCGGUGAAUGGAUAAAGAAGCAAAAGAAUGAAGCCUCGGGAGCCUAUCCGUUUUGUGAGCACGUAAAACAUGACGGGAAAAAAUCUCUAGCGGUCACACGUUGCACAGCACAAAGGGAUUCGUUGGCUCUUUGCAAUCUCAUUCCUUAUAAAACCGAGCUUCCAAUAGCGUUUCGAAAUUUUGAUUCCUUGCCGGGAGUUCAAGCUGAAGGAGUGAAGCAUUUUGGUGGUUCUGUUGAAUUGGCCGACUUUUGCCCGUACAAUCAGGAGUUCGAAUGGAAAUCGCUAAAUGGUUCGACAAGACGAGAUUCUCGCUGUGAACUUGAAGAGAAUCAAGCUGGAGUCGAGGGAACUCUUGAAAUUUAUGGAGCUUCAUCAAGAUGUUUUGAUCUUUAUCAUCCUUGGACAGAAAAACGAUGUGGCCGAACGAGAAGUUUCACUCAAUACCAUGCUGGAUGUUAUGAACACGCUUGCAUUAAUGGAACAUUGUUUGUAGGAGUCGAUAACUCAACUCAACUCUAUCCUUGCUAUAAAGAGCGUCAGAAAGUUCAUAUAAAACGGAUCAUAAAUGGCUGGCUCCGCGAGGGUGUGCUUAUCUGUCCGCCGUGCGAGCAACUUUGCACAGAAUGUCGACCAGCUUAUCACUCAAUAGGCGAGGUUUUCGAUGGCUCAAUGGAUCAAAAUAUGCAAAGAACAACCAAAAAAGGGACCAAACCUCCAGCCAAAGACGAGCCGGUGAGGAUGAGCUGGGAGUCGUAUGUGUUCCCGGUUGUCGGCUCGAUCUUCAUCUCGGCUCUCUCAUUCUCUUUGGGAAAAUUUGGGUAUUCUUUUGUCUGGAUUUUGAUCAUUUGUUCUAUGCACAUCGUCAAGAGUUACCUAUGGAAACAAAGAGAACGCAGAUUGAUGUCACUACAAGCGACAGCAUUGCGAGAACGUGAAGUAAUCUAUGCACAACUACAAGAUCUUCCCGCUUGGGUGCAAUUUCCAGAUACCGAACGGGUGGAAUGGCUCAAUAAAGUUAUUCACCAAUUGUGGCCCUACAUUGGCGAGUAUGGGAAGGUGUUUCUAACAGAUGUCAUUCUACCACAGGUGAAAGCCCAGAUGCCAGCCGUAUUCAAAAAUUUCAAAUUCACAAAAAUGGACAUGGGCGAUAUUCCGUGUCGAGUCGGCGGAGUGAAGGUGUACACACAUAAUGUUGGUCGAGAUCGAAUCAUUGUCGACAUGGAAGUCGCUUAUGCGGGUGAUUCGGAUUUCGCGAUUUCUUGUUGCGGAUUCUCGGGUGGAAUGAAUCAAAUCCAGUUUUCCGGUAAAUUGAGGGCCGUUUUGAAGCCACUUCUGCCAUAUCCGCCAAUGAUUGGCGGGAUCAGUGCCUCGUUUCUUGAAAUGCCAAAAAUCGAUUUCAAUUUGACGGGAAUGGGCGAAUUCGUCGAAUUGCCUGGACUCAUGAAUGCGAUACGAUCGGUGCUGAACUCUCAAGUGGCAGCCUUUGCUGUGCUUCCGAAUGAAAUCGUUGUCCCACUCGCUCCAAAUGUCGAUGUCACUCGUUUAUUCUUCCCUGAACCGGAUGGUGUUGUCCGUUUGAAGAUUAUUGAGGCUAAAAAUCUUGAAAACCGUGACAUUUCCUUUAUCAAAAAAGGAAAGAGCGAUCCCUAUUGUGAAGUUCAAGUUGGCUCUCAGUAUUUCAAAACACGAACGAUUGACGAUGAUCUGAAUCCAGUGUUCAAUGAAUAUUUUGAAGCCGUCGUCGAUCAGGCCGAUGGUCAAAAAUUGAGAAUCGAAGUGUUCGACGAGGAUCGGGGACAGGAUGAAGAGUUGGGAAGGCUUUCCAUCAAUUUGGCUAACAUCCAGCAGAAAGGAACCGUUCAGAAGUGGUUCCCGCUCGAGGGCUGUAAACACGGCGAUCUUCACAUAAAAGCAACGUGGCUCAAUCUAUCAACAAAUAUCCAACAUUUAGAACAACAGGAAUGGGAAACAGAGUGGCUUCAAGCAAAUCGGCCAAUCCAUCCGGCUUUGUUGAUGGUUUACGUGGACUCAGUGGCCGAUCUACCGUACCCGAAAUCAAAGCUCGAGCCAUCUCCAUUUGUUGAAGUUAGCCUUGGCAAAGAAACACAAAGAACUCCAGUGAAGGUGAAAACGGUGAAUCCUCUUUAUCAAGUGAAAUUUUUCUUCUUCGUCAGACAUCCGGAAAAUCAAGAGCUGAAAUUUGAAGCAAUCGACGAUGGGACUCGAAAGUCACUCGGCACAAUGUCCAUUCCUUUACAAGCUCUCAUCAAAGAGCCAAACCUUGAGUUUUAUCAACAAACAUUGCAUUUGACUCAUGGAGUGCAUCAAUGUCCAAUGGUUGUCACUGUGAGAUUGCGGAUUCUAGUUGAAGCCACAAGAAAAGACUCAAUUCUAGGGAAUAAUGGUUUAUAUCCGGGAGAGAAAAAUAUGCACGAACUCGACGACGACACUUUAAAAGUCUAUGCAACGGGUUCACAUAUUGAAAGAGCCGAUCGUAAACUCGCGAAUGGAGACGCAUCAGCGGUGGAGCCGGCGAAAACUGUUAAUCCGAAAGCUGGCCCGCUUGAGGUCGAGGUGAAGAUGGACUCGACUCAAUUCCAUCUCAAUCACAGUGGAUCGAUCAAUUCGAUGGCGAGCACAAAAUCCCCAGGACACACCAGUUCUCGCGUCGGUCGACUAUUCAAGAGUCGACACGAAUUGGACAAAACUUUACCAUCGGAUGCUCCUCGAGGCGCUUUGGAGAUCUCAAUUCGAUACGCAGAUGCGGUGGGAAAGUUGAUUCUUGAAGUAACUCGUGCUCGAAAUCUACUUCCUGUCGACAAGCAAAACAAAACAGCUGAUCCAUAUGUGGUUUGUAAGUUAAUCAGCAUUGACUCAAAACGAGUGAUCGAAAAGCGAAAAACUGGCAUCUCGCACAACACGAUCGAUCCCGUUUUUGACAAUCAUUUUGAGUUUGAUAUGAACAAGUCCGAUAUGCACAACUAUCGGCUUUCAUUUGAGGUGAAAGACAGCCGCAACUAUGGGAUUGCCACGAAAAUUCCUGUACUGGGACAGGCCGAUAUUCGAUUAGAGAGAUUGGAUCGACACGAAUUAUCCCAACAAUGGAUUACAUUGGAAGCGACCAGAAAA